Messenger RNA from Meleagris gallopavo (turkey), 5092 nucleotides. NCBI's taxonomy places the organism in Eukaryota, Metazoa, Chordata, Aves, Galliformes, Phasianidae. The record is from RefSeq and is a predicted model, not a curated record.
CCCGCGCCCGGAGCGAACUUCUUACCGCCGGUGCGUCCCGGUGCCCGUUUGCUGGGAACUUGGGCUGCUCGCUGAAAUAUUGGAUUAUGUUCCUGCCGAGCCGGGCUGCGGGGAGCUGAGUAGGGGAGGAAGAAUGCGGGUCUACUGGAUGGUCUUCUGCCUUAUUUGCUGCACCGCGAAGGGACAAGUGGUGUACUCCAUUGCCGAGGGAACAGAGCGCGGAGCGUUUGUUGGAAACGUAGCGAAGGAUUUAGGAAUAAACGCGGCUGCACUUUCAGCCCGGAAAUUUCGCAUGAUCACCGGUUCAAGUAAGCAAUAUUUUAAUAUAAAUGCAACCACAGGGGUUUUAUCUGUUAACGAGCCAAUAGACAGAGAGCAGCUUUGUGAACUAAAAUCUACAUGUCUUCUGAAUUAUGAACUUGUACUGGAAAACCCUCUAGAGCUUUAUAGGAUGGAAUUUAAAGUCCUGGAUGUAAAUGACAACUCUCCCAGCUUUCCUUUAAGUGAAUAUCGUGUAAGUGUGCCUGAGUUCCUGUCACCUGGGGCAAGGUUUGCACUCCCUACUGCCCAAGAUCUCGAUGAAGGUACUAAUGGUGUCCAGAAUUAUAUUCUGGACCUUGAUGACCAUUUCCAUUUGGAAAUGCAGAUGCGCGGGGACGGGAGUGUGUAUCCUGAAUUGGUGCUGAAGAAAGCCUUAGACAGGGAACAGCAAGCCACUCACAGACUUGUUCUUACAGCCAAAGAUGGUGGAGAUCCUCCAAGGUCUGGUGAUGUCCCUGUCGUUGUGACUGUUCUGGAUACCAAUGACAAUGCACCAGAAUUUGAGCAAUCAGUCUACAGGGCGAGUGUCCUGGAAAACUCCCCCAGUGGCACAUUGGUAGUGCAAGUGCACGCCACAGACUUGGAUGAAGGUCCCAAUGGAGAGGUCAUGUAUUUGUUUAGCAAUGCUACGGCUGCUGACCUACAGCAAAUGUUCUUAAUUCACCCACACACUGGGGAGGUGACAGUCAGUGGCGAUUUAGCAGUUCAGAGACCUCUCCUCGAGAUGCUUAUUGAAGCAAGGGAUAAAGGGGCAUUUGCCUUGUCAAGCACAGCUAAGCUGCUGGUGGAGAUCACUGAUGUGAACAAUCACGGCCCAGAGAUAACGAUUGCAUCCUUUUCCAAUCCCAUCCCUGAGGAUGCUGUUCCUGGCACAGUGAUAGCACUGCUGAGUAUUGUGGAUAAGGACCCUGGGGAGAACGGGAAAGUAGCCUGCCAGAUCCCUGACAACCUUCCCUUCCAGUUAAAACCUUCCCUGGAAAACUACUACAGCCUGGUCACCAGCGGGCUCCUAGACCGAGAGCUAAUCAGUGGGUACAACAUCACCAUCACCGCCACAGACUUGGGAUCUCCUCCCAUCACCACUCAGCAGACACUUUGGGUGCAGAUUUCUGAUGUGAACGACAACCCCCCUGUCUUUGCUGCUGGUACAUUUGAUGUGUUUGUGGAGGAGAACAAUCCACUUGGUGCUUUUCUCUACCAGGUCUCAGCCUCUGACCUUGAUAUAGGGGAGAAUGGGCAGAUCUCUUACAUACUCAGGAAUUCAACAGUUGCAGGCAGUGCCCUGACCAGCUUUUUGUCUGUGAGCUUGGCCAAUGGGAGCAUCUAUGCAAAACGUGCCUUUGACUUUGAGCAGCUUAGAAGCUUCCACUUCCAAGUGGAAGCCAAGGACAAUGGGUCACCAGCCCUGAGUGCUGCCAUGACUGUGAAUGUUUACAUCUCAGACCAGAAUGACAAUGCUCCAGCCAUCCUGUAUCCCAUCAGCCAGAAUGGCUCAGUGGCAGUGGAAGUUGUGCCCCGCCUGGCUGACGAGGACUACCUAGUGACCAAAGUGGUGGCAGAUGAUGAGGACAGUGCAGAGAAUGCCUGGCUCUCCUAUCACCUUGCCCACUCUACUGACUUCACGCUGUUUCACUUGGCACCACACUCGGGUGAGCUACGCACCAGUCGCUCCUUGCGCUCCACCGACCUCCUUAAGCACAAGGUGGUAGUGGUGGUGCGGGACCAUGGGGAGCCUCCGCUCUCCUCCACAGUGACUGUGGGCAUCCUGCUGGCUGACACUCUGCCCCAGGCUCUGCCUGACUUCGAUGAUAAUGGGGAGCCACGGCCGCUGCUCAACGCUACAAACAUCUACUUGAUUGUUUCUCUUGCUUGUGUCUCCUUCAUCUUUACAGUGUUCCUCCUCUUUCUUGCCAUUGCACGGCUGUGCCACUGCUCGGCUUGUCACCGCCAGGGCUGCUGCUGCAGCGUUUGUUGCUGCUCAGCUGACGAGUAUGAAAAAUAUCAAUACAGUGUGCACAUGCUUCCCAGCUCCCACCUCCCACCGGACGUGCUGGAGGUCACUGGUGUGGGUAAACUGACUCAUACUUACUUGUACAGGGCAUCUGUAGGCCUUGGGCUUGAGAACAGCAGCAUCCCAAAUGGGGAUGCUGGGAAUGUUCCCAACGGCUCAAGGUUACAAGUGCCAGGACCCUGCAUCCAGGUGCAGCAGAUCCAAAGCGACCGUUUGAGUGCUGUCCUCAUGGUAAGUACUUCUUCCUUUCACUUGUUUUCUCCCAGUCACGUGGCCACUAAGAAGCUCAACCAGAAAAGUAGGUGUAAUUUUAUGGUGCCCAUAGGAAACUUCUUAUCCUUUUAUAUAUUUCCUAAAGCUAGAAUCUGACUGGAAAGCUCUUUUUGGAUUGGAGUAUGGUCAUAGUGUAGCAGAAUGUGCCACACACACUUACGGUAUGCAGAUGUGGCUGAAGAUAAAUACUUUGUAAGUUGAGCUAUUCUAUUCAGAUAGCUAAGUAGAGUCGUGAUAAGAGUUCACACAAGUUUCUAAUCCAUGAGAAGUUUUUCUACAUUUACAGAACCAGUGAUUUCUUUUCUAAUUCUGGAGACUUUUUUCAUUCAGGGUUGAGUAAUUUAAUGAGCCAGGAUGCUGACUUACAGUGUCCAAGUUAGGAAUAUGUUGGAAUAACAGGAAUUCCAUAUUGAGAACCUCUUGAAAAAAUGUCAUUUAUAGUACUCAUCUCUAUUUUCAAACCCUAACAUGUGAUGGGUGACAGUGGAAGAAAAUAUAUAAUUGUCAUUACAGUUAGGGGCUGCAAUGUGGGAUACAUUUAUAGAUCAUAUACAUAUAUAGAUCAUAUAGACCAUAUUUGUUACCAGGUCACUUGUCCAGGAUUCAGUUUUUGUCUAUGCAAAGUAAAAUUAGUUGUGUUUUUAAUAGGUGUUUUGCAUCUUAUGUAUAUUUCUGUGAAGUUUUGAGAUGUUUUGUCUACACACUACCAACUUUCCCUAUUAUGUGUAGCUGACAACUAAUGUAUGGAUCCAGCAGUUAUGGGACCUAAAAGCAUCAUCGUUAUUGUGAGCCAGAUGAAUUGCCUAGAUAGGCUAGGUCAUUUGAUUUGUUUUUUUAUUGUAAUAUUUAGUACUGUAAUUAAAGAGUGAUCUUUCUUAGUUACGUCAAGUUUGGAUGCCUUAGUUAAGUAACUCAGCGAAUCCUGGCCUUCAGGGUACUUUCUGAAACUCAACACACACCAGUGUGUCUCAAGUUCCAAUUCUCCAGUUAGGGAUAGUCACAUGGUUGGACUAGAUGAUCUUAGUGCUCUUUUCUGAUCUUAAUAAUUCUAUGAUUCUGAAUGAGUCUACGUCAGUGCUUUUUAGAACUGAGAACAGAGGCCAGCUCUGUCUAGGCCAACGUUCUGUGCUAAGAGCUAUUCCAGAUGUUCCCAAGGCAAAGGUAAGAACCAUUGGUAGACAGAUAUGAUAAUAAUCUGUUUCCCACAGUUUUUGUCCUUAUUAACAAUUAUUGGAGAUUGUAGUAAGUUUGUAGUCAUGAUGCUUAUUUCACAAUUAUGCUUUUUAAUGCUUGGAAAUGGCCAGUCCCCUUUUGAACCUGGAUGUAUGGGUAGCUUCAGUAAUUUCUUUGGCUAACAAAUACACAUUCAGCUAGACAGUGUCUGAAAAAUACUUCCUUUUGUAACUCUUGAACUUUUGUGUAGAUUCAUUGUUCACUCUUAACUAUGCAGUCAGUUUCUUGUGUCUUUUAUCCGCCUUUUAAUGAGGUGAAGUAGUUUUGUAGUUGUUUUUUUGCUCUCUUUUCUGAACGCCUUUCACACAGAAAUCGUAUUCUCAAGGAAAGAUCUUUUCUCAAAUAUAUGCUCCUUGAUUUACUCCUGAUGGUCUACCUAGUAUUUAACAGAAAACCUGGCCAGUUUUUAGCCACCGUAGUGGAGUAGAAGACUGUGCCUCUCAGUAAGAAGAUAGCAGUUGACAAUAUCAAAAGAAGAGUUUGUUCCUUAUGCUUUUCUGUGUUUUGGAAAUAUCAUUGAUUAUUUGGAGGAUCUCAAAAAAAGCCUCCCGCAGUAAAAGCUUUCUAGUGGGGAGUUAAAAACUUUUUGGCUAUUGCUUAAUUCAGGGUUUGUUUGCAUGAACACUAAUUGUGUCUUAAAAGUGUAUCCUUGGCUGUAGAGUAAGUCAUAAUUGCAAAACUUUUAUAACAAAUUGUGAUACAAAAGAACAUUUUUACAAUUAAUGUCUGUGUUCCUAUUGAGCAAAAUCUUGAAACUCAGGUUGCUAAAAUAUUAAUGGACUGAGUAAUAAUAAAAAAUGCAAAUGCAUUCCUGUUCUUUGUAGUAGAAACAACCAAAAUGUGCCCAAUUACUUCUGUCUGGAUUUCAGCCAUUCAGGUAAAUUUUUAGCCUUGAGAUAUGAUAGACAUUUUUAGGAGCUUUCCAUAGUGGGGAAAAUAAAUCCUGGAUGUUUUCUUUAGCAAAAUUUCUUUCCUUCGCUCCUAUAUUCAGGGAUGGGUGACCAUAGAUGCAACAGGUGUGAGAAGUCCAAAGGCUGUGCAUUAGUUGUGUUGAGCAGAAGAGUAAUGAAGAAGGCUCAGAAUUACGAAAAUGUAUCUAUCCUUAGGAACAAAAUAUUAUUAAUUCGGUGCUGAUGAUCGUAGUGAUUUGCAUGCUGAACAAUUAACAAUGUGUAUAUAAUACAGAGUGUUCAGCUCGGGGAUCUCACCAUAUCACAGAAUCACAGAAUGGCCAGAGUUGGAAGGGACCUCAAG